Molecule: messenger RNA, 1572 nt
Organism: Clavispora lusitaniae ATCC 42720
Lineage: Eukaryota; Fungi; Ascomycota; Pichiomycetes; Serinales; Metschnikowiaceae
Gene: ACH1
Product: acetyl-CoA hydrolase
Biological process (GO): acetate metabolic process
Cellular component (GO): mitochondrion
Molecular function (GO): acetyl-CoA hydrolase activity; acetate CoA-transferase activity
Source: RefSeq, a predicted model, not a curated record
AUGUCAAGCAUCUUGAAACAAAGAGUCAGAUACGCCCCUUACUUGAAAAAGUUGAGAAAGCCUGAGGAAUGUAUUGAAUUAUUCAAACAUGGACAGUACCUCGGUUGGUCCGGCUUUACAGGUGUCGGUGCACCCAAAGUUAUUCCGCUGACUUUGGUUGACCACGUCGAGAAAAAUGACUUGCAAGGUAAGUUUGCAUUCAAUUUGUUUGUUGGUGCUUCGGCCGGUCCGGAAGAAUCGAGAUGGGCGGAACAUGAUAUGAUCUUGCGUAGAUCGCCACAUCAAGUCGGAAAGCCUAUCGCCAAGGCUAUCAACGAUGGAAGAACUUUGUUUUUCGACAAGCAUUUAUCCAUGUUCCCUCAGGAUUUGACUUACGGAUACUAUACCAAAAACAAAGAGAACGAUUUGCUUGAUUAUACUAUCAUUGAAGCAACGGCCAUCAAGGAAGAUGGUUCUAUAGUUCCUGGUCCUGCUGUUGGUGGGUCUCCAGAAAUGCUUUCAGUGUCUGACAAGGUUAUCAUUGAGGUCAACACGGCCACCCCAUCUUUCGAGGGAAUGCAUGACAUUGACAUGCCAGUCAACCCACCAUUUAGACAACCGUACCCACACACAACAGUGGACUACAAGGUUGGUCUUGACUCUAUUCCAAUUGAUCCUUCUAAGGUUGUGGCUAUUGUGGAAUCCACCACACGUGAUAAGGUUCCUCCUAACACGCCGUCUGAUGCAACAUCAAGACAAAUUGCCGCCCAUUUGAUUGAUUUCUUGGAACACGAGGUCAAGAUGGGUCGUUUGCCUGCAAAUUUGCAUCCAUUACAAUCGGGAAUUGGUAACAUUGCUAACGCAGUUGUUGAAGGUUUGUCUGAGUCGAACUUCAAGAAUUUGACUGUCUGGACCGAGGUCUUGCAAGAUUCUUUCCUCGAUUUCCUCGAAUCUGGUUCUCUUGAUUACGCAACUGCUACCUCCAUUAGAUUGACGGAGGCAGGUUUCGAAAGAUUCGAUCACAACUGGGAUGAAUUUUCCAAGAAGAUUUGCUUGAGAUCUCAAGUGGUGUCUAACUCUCCAGAAAUCAUCAGAAGAUUAGGUGUUAUCGCUAUGAACACUCCUGUCGAGGUUGACAUUUACGCUCACGCUAAUUCUACCAACGUCAUGGGAUCUAGAAUGUUGAACGGUUUGGGUGGAUCUGCAGACUUCUUGAGAAAUGCUAAGUUGUCCAUUAUGCACACACCAUCUUCCAGACCAUCCAAAACUGACCCUACUGGCCUUUCUUGUAUUGUUCCAUUCUCUCCUCAUGUUGACCAGACUGAACAUGAUUUGGACGUUAUCGUCACUGAACAAGGUUUGGCUGAUUUGAGAGGAUUGGCACCUAAGGAAAGAGCUAUUGAGAUUAUCAACAAGUGUGCUCACCCAGACUACAAGGACCAGUUGAAGGAGUACUUUGACAGAGCAUGUUUCUAUGCUCAAAAGGCUAAGUGCUUGCACGAACCACAUAUCUUGAGAGACGCCUUCAAGAUGCACUUAAACUUCCAAGAUAACGGAACAAUGAAGUUGGACUCUUGGGACAAGAAGUUCUAG